AGACGAGUCGGUCGUGUCUCAAGAGUCAGUGAGCUUCCGAGAGCCCGUGAGACAACAGUCCAGCCAAGGUGGGGAUCAUUCUGUGGAGACUUUCCCAAGUGCCUCAAGUGCCGCCAAGAGAGACAAAAAGUAAUAUUCUAAGCAAUUCUCUUUUCGGUGAAGUGGAUGCUGUGCGAGAUCAAGUGAUCGCGAGGGGUGAAUAGCGAGGUGUGGUGAAGAGGAAACACGGACGGACAAAACGAUCAAUUUGGGAGGAUCACUUGGAUCGGCUUGCCGAGAAGAGAAGCGUGUGGAUUUUUUAUCGAUCGACGCAGACAGCAGAACAGCGCACAUCACAAGAGAGGCCCGCGAUCCGUCCAGCCAAGAGGAUCACUUGCCAUCGUAUAAAAGUGAUUGAGGUGGAGCACGGAGGAUCAGUUGUAUUGUGAGCGAGUGCGAAGAAGGGUGGAUCAAUCAUGAAGUUUCUACUGUGCCUUGUUCUUAUUGGCGUUGCUGUGACCACACUGGUGGAGGCUAAUGAGUCACUGGGAUGCCAGACACUCUGUCCUCUCAGCUAUGCGCCGAUCUGUGCCACGGAUGACUCUGGAAAUACCCAGACAUUUCCCAACGAGUGCGCCCUCAAGACAGAGAACUGUCUCAAGAAGACAAACUUCCAGAAGACCGCCGACGGACCCUGUCCCUAGGCUUGGGCCACAGCCAUCCCGGAGAGCAGCAUUGCGACAAGUGUGAGUGUUUUUUGUGCGUGUCCAGCGCGUGAACAUCUUCCUGAUUCAUCACGGAAACCUUAAACUUUGCCGCAUGCUCGUGUGAUGAGUUUUUCCGGCUGCCUCGAGAAAAAAAGCCCCCCGGACGGACAAGUAAAAAACAAGGAAAAUGCUCGCCUCUAAUGGAGAAUCUCUGAAGAUGUUGAGAAAUAUGUUUUGAAUUUGUUAGAAAUAAUAAGAACGUGAUUUGUAUUCUGAUGUCAUGAUCCAAAUAUACUUAAUGUGAAUAAUCA
Phlebotomus argentipes is the source of this 997-nucleotide messenger RNA. RefSeq names its product vasotab. The coding region runs from base 456 to 683 and encodes 75 amino acids. The record is from RefSeq and is a predicted model, not a curated record. Gene Ontology annotation, molecular function: protein binding. The transcript has 3 exons. Lineage: Eukaryota; Metazoa; Arthropoda; Insecta; Diptera; Psychodidae.